AUGACCAAAGUCCUUGUCACAGGUGGGACAGGCUUUGUCGCCAGCCACGUCAUUGAUGUUCUUUUGAAGCGAGGGCAUACCGUCAUCACUACUGUCCGUUCACAGGAAAAGGCCAAGGCGGUCAAGGAAGCGUAUCGGGAUGUAUCCCGCGGCAAUCUCGACAUAGUUAUUAUUCCCAACAUUGCUUCAGAGGGUGCUUUUUUUAAAUUGGAAUGUUAUGAGAUUGAGGCGGUGAUCCACUUGGCAAGCCCAUUUCAUUACAACGCUACGGAUCCCAAGAAAGACCUUAUUGACCCCGCGGUUCUUGGCACGACUGGUGUUCUCAAGGCCAUCAGAGAGUUAUGUCCCAACGUCCAGCGUGUCGUUGUCACAUCUUCGUUCGCAGCCAUUUUGAACCCAGGCCUUGCAUCGACGGGAGCUGAGAAGACACAUUCUGAGGAAGACUGGAGCCCGUUGACCCUUGAGGACGCAUACUCAAACGGCUUGAAUGCUUAUGUCGUAUCCAAGCUUCUCGCCGAGAGAGCCGCCUGGGAUUUCAUGGCCACCGAGAAACCCAGCUAUACCUUGUCAACCAUUAACCCGCCCAUGAUAUAUGGGCCCAUCAUACAGCCGGUCAAGUCGCUCUCUGCAGUCAACACUUCCAACCAACUGCUCGCAGAGGUCAUACUCGGAAAGUAUAAGAACGGUCUACCACCGACGGCGCUUCCACUCUGGGUCGAUGUGCGCGACGUUGCGCUCGCCCACGUCAAGGCAAUGGAAACCGAAAGUGCUGCGGGAAAGCGUUUUUUCACCACCGCUGGUUUCUACAGCAACUACGAGCUGGCCAAAAAUGUUUGGGAACACUUCCCUCAGCUGCGCAAGAACCUGCCGGUACCCAGUGACUUUGGAGGGGCGCCGAACCCAGUACUGAAGUCGUUCGGCUUUGACACAUCUCGAACGAAGGAGGUAUUAGGCCUGGAAUGGACACCGUAUGAGAAGACCAUUGUGGACUCAGUCAAGUCUCUGGACGGACUGCAAAAGUGA
Colletotrichum spaethianum is the source of this 1023-nucleotide messenger RNA. Its product is annotated as ketoreductase azaE. The transcript is spliced from 3 exons. Gene Ontology annotation, molecular function: oxidoreductase activity, acting on the CH-OH group of donors, NAD or NADP as acceptor. The record is from RefSeq and is a predicted model, not a curated record. Bases 1 to 1023 code for a protein of 340 amino acids. Lineage: Eukaryota; Fungi; Ascomycota; Sordariomycetes; Glomerellales; Glomerellaceae.